Molecule: messenger RNA, 6323 nt
Organism: Schistosoma bovis
Lineage: Eukaryota; Metazoa; Platyhelminthes; Trematoda; Strigeidida; Schistosomatidae
Source: the annotation of a GenBank genome assembly
GGAUUUAGGAGAGCAUGAUUUAGACAUCGCGUUACAACAAAACUUCGCAGCUGCAUUCAUUGUUGCUAUGUGAUACAAUGAAUUCAUUAAAGCAUGAACACCGAUUACUGAUCGAUGAACUAACGGAAGCAAUCUAUGAUGCCUUAGAUUCUGAUGAUAUCUUUAAUAUCGUUUUCGCAUUUGUAGAAAGCAAAUAUCAAGCUGAAUUAAAAGAUGUAAAUAAUCCUAAACUUAGACUUCAUAUAAUCCAGCAAAGAUUUUCUUUGGCUUUGGAAGAAUGCGGUUUGAUCGAUGAAAUAAUCGAAAGUUUUCCAGAACUUAAUCUGAACGCACGCUUGGAUGAGCUUAAAAAGGAGCAAUCAACUUUACAAAGUAAUAUAUUGGAAUUGAAUGGGAAGAUUGAUGCCAUAGUUGAUGAAAUGACAAGACUCCAGAUAAAUUCUUUCGGUCGCGUUCUGCGUUUAUUUGAUAAUCGUGUAAUUGAUUUAGCCAAGGACGAGGAAGAAAUUGUUGUUAUUGAGAAACCGAAUAAUCGAGUUCUGGAAUCAACCAUAAAUCACUCCAGUGCUCCUGUUUGGAGAACAUUGCAGCCGUCAGAGUUACUACUUGGGUUACAACUCACACCAUCUCAACCAGUCUUAUACCGUAAAACACAGCAUACAUGGUUUCCGGGUCGUGUGUUAUCAUGUCAUUUGCCUAGUUCAGAUCCCUCUACACCUAAAUCAGAUAAGGAUCGGGCUAAAGAGAAUGAAAAUGCUCAGUACACUAUUGCUUUGGACACAUCUUCAAAGUCAAAAUCAGAGAUUUGUUUUGCCGUAACUUCAUCGUUGGCGCUAGCUUUUUCUGCAUCCGAACUAAAACAGAAGUAUCCAGUCGGUGCCCGUGUCGUUUCAAUAUAUCGAGAUGAUACCGGUGGAAUCGGUUAUUAUUCCGGUUUGAUUGCUGAACCUCCAAGUGAACGAAAUAAUCAGAGGUAUUUAUUAUUCUUUGAUGAUGGUUAUACGCAAUAUUCACCACCGAAUGAAAUUUAUCGCAUAUGUCAUCAAUCGAAAGAAAAUUGGAAAGAAGCCACUGAAUCAUCUCAAGAAUUCAUUAAACGUUAUUUGGCUCAGUAUCCUCAGCGUCCCAUGGUUAGGCUGAAACCUGGACAGAUUGUUGAAACUGAAUUGGAUGGUGAUUGGAUGAAGGCAACUGUCGAGAAAGUUGAUGCAAGUUUAGCUCUUAUGAAGUUCUCUAGAACCCAUUCUGAAUGGAUUUAUCGUGGCUCCACGCGCCUGGAACCACUUUUCAGUGAUUUGCUUACUAGUCAAAGUAAGAGUGUACCAACUCAUAAUCAACGAGUAGAAGUUGAGUAUAGUAGUGUGGAUGUUCCAUUAGACUCAAGUGCUAAACGUCGUAAAGCUCGUAAGUCGGCUACAGGCAAUCAAAAUACUGUUGUACCAGUCCGUGCAUUGUCUAAUGGUGAUUCGCACAAAAUUAGUAAUAGUAUUCAUCAAACUAAUAAAUCAUUAAAUUAUAAUGAUGAAGCAUUAAAAACUAUUUCUAAAAAGAGUUCUGAAAAAUUUAUUAAUGAACAAUGUCUAAGUAUGGAUCCAAUUACUAAUUUGUCUGAAUUGGAAUCAACUGGUACCAAAACAAGUUAUUUAGAUAAUUUAUUCAAAGAAUUCAAUUAUAAACCAUUCGAGACGCAUAAGUGUGGGAAUCAUUGUUUGAAAAGUUACAGAAAACCAUCUAGCUCACUGUCUCCAAUUUUGUGCUCAGAAAAUCCUAUGGAUUACAAAGGUUUGAAUCCACUGGAAAUUCCAUUCCGUUGCGGUUGGUUGAGAUAUCUAGCAAAAUAUGAUCCACCAGUCAAUAACAAAUGUAAUAUUAUAUAUAGUGCGCCAUGUGGUCGUUCAUUGAGAUCAAUGCAUGAAGUAGAACGAUUCUUAGACAAAACUAAUAGUCAGUUGACUGCGGAUCUAUUCUCGUUCGAUUCUACGCUGAUAAUUAAUCAAGAAUUUCGUGCAGAAAAAACACUUACCAAUAUUGUGGAUUUGUCAUAUGGUAAAGAAAAUGUUCCAAUUCCUUGUGUAAAUAGUGUAGAUAAUGAAGUCCCUGGCUAUAUUGAUUAUACUCCUCAAAGACAACCUAUUGGUAAUGUACCCUUAUUGAAAGAUUCUAAAUUUCUUGUUUGUUGCGAUUGUACGGAUAAUUGCCGUGAUCGAACUAAGUGCGCAUGUCAGCAGUUGACUAUUGAAGCCAGUUCUUUAACAAAUCCAAAUGGUUUGGUGGACAGUCAAGCUGGUUAUCGCUAUCGUCGGUUGUCACAAUUUACUGUUGGUGGAGUGUAUGAAUGUAAUUCGAAUUGUCAAUGUGAUCGUCGAUGUAGCAAUCGAGUGGUCCAACAAGGAUUGUGGGUUAAACUUCAAGUGUUCAAAACUGCUCGCAAGGGUUGGGGUAUCCGUGCUUUAAAUGCAAUUCCCAAAGGUACAUUUAUAUGUACUUAUGCAGGAGCUAUUUAUGAUGAAGCCAUGGCUGUUCAGGAAGGCUUUGAUUGUGGCGAUGAAUAUCAAGCUGAAUUAGAUUACAUUGAAACAGUUGAAAAAGAUAAAGAAGGUUAUGAGUCUACGGUUGAAGAUUUAAGUGAAAUACUAAAUGAGACAACAAUUGCUCUAAGUGAUACCAAAAAAUUUACUGAUGAAAAUAAAGUGUCACACAUUUCUACUGUAACUGAUCAACGAGUUCAUUCUUCUCGUAGCAACAGUACUACCACGAGCAAUAAUACACCUAUCGAUAAUGAUAAGGAUGAAUCUGAAUCGGAUAAUAGGCGAAAUACAAGCAGUGCAACUUCACCUGUAUCUGAAUCAACAGCCAUUGAUGUUGACGAGAAUGAUGACGAUGAUGUUGAUAAUAAUUAUGAUGAUAAGACAAGUCGAAGCAGUGAAAUAAGCAGUAAUUCGUCUAGUCGUAAUGCACUAAAUUCAACAAAACCAUUAUUGUUGAAUAGAAAUUACGACAGUAGUGAGUCGUGUUUGAAUACAGAUAAUGAUUUAACACAGACUAGUGUUCAACAGACUCAUAAUUCUGUUAGUGUUCGUAUUAAGAAGAAGAAACACAAAAAGGAGGAGAAAAGGAAACCGAAAAAAAGAAUUUCAUUACCUCCAAUAUAUCCAAAACUUACCGAAAACCCUACUAGUAAAAUAUCAGAUAAAUAUAUUCAGAAUAUUUCUUCAACGUUAAACACUAAAGAAAUGCAUAAUGAUAUCAUGAAUGAUUCACCGGAACGCCCUAGAACAAAGCACAACUCACCUCUACCAUAUAUCUCUGGUGAUUUAGAACAGACAAGUAGCCUAAUAACCUAUUCUGAUGUACAGUGUGGAGAUACCAAUCAAGUUAUCCCGUCAUCUGUUGACCUAUGUGGUGAAAUAAUGGACUCGUCUAAUUUGUCACAUGUUGUCUAUAGUGAAGCUGGCAAAACUGAAAAUAAUUUAUCAGAUAACACAAUAUCUAGUAUUCAAAGUCAAUCUAAAAAUCCUAAAGUGAAUAUAAUUUUUAAUGGAAAUAACAAUGAACAAAUUGCAUCGAUUAGAUCUCGGUGCACUGUACAAGAUGUGAUUCAAGAAAUAUCUGAAACUAUUAUUCCAACAAAAAAUAGCCUGGAAAAACCAAAAACUAUUGAAUUGUCAAACAUUUCAAAUCAGUCAUCACAUUCCAGUUUAAAUGAUACUCAGUCAAAGGCUUUAGUUAGUAAAACUCAAAAGAAAAUGAAAAAAAUUGAAUCGUCUAAGCAUUACAAACCGAUAAAACCGAAAGUUCAAGUUAAUUUAUACCCUGUUGUUGAAAAAGAAGAUACAUCGAUUUCACAUUUUCAUUCUAUGUUUAGUAAAAUUAGUAAACAUUCAAACCAAGUAAAAUUGAAAAAUAAAUCCAUAAAAUCUAGAUCAAAGUCAUUAUCAACCAACUCUUCGGCUAAUGAAUUAUAUAAGAGUGAAUUUAAAAAAAUUUGGGCGAAUCGAGCAGCCAGUUUACCCCGUAGUUUUCGAUUAUUACUUAAUGCUAGACAAUUAUUACGUGAAUCGGAUUUCAGUCGUAUACCAGUAGUACACUUAUGUCGUUUAGAAAAUGACAUUAAACAAGAAGACCAUGAUAUAGAAAUGAAAAACGUUAUAAUCAAUAGUGAUGAUACAAAGUCUUCAAAUGAUGAUUCAAAGCCUAAAUUUGAAUUACCAGUUGAAGUAAAGGAAGACGUUAAAAAUGAACAUUGUGAUAGUUCAACAAAUACUGUUGAUUCAAAGAAGGAUCUUAAAAUUUCAAAAGUUGACACUUUAGAAAAUGAUUCCCAGUUAGAAACAAUUGGUGAUACAUCGAAAGUCACUUCAGUAUCUGCGAAUUCACCAUCAUAUAAGCAUCAAGGUAGCCUUAAAUUAAGACUUCGACGUGUCCGUUCAACAAGUUCAUUUAAAGCUGUACGUCCCUCUACCCCACCAAUAAGCAAGGAAAUUUCAAAAUCUGGAAAAAGUUUGUCUGAAAUGUAAGUUAAAUGAAUAGCGUAACAUUAGUAAAUACGAUUUUUAUAAAUGACAAAUUAAUCAUUAUUUUGCCUUAAAAUCUUUAAAAAAAAUUUGUUGAUUUUACAUAUUGGGUAACACUACAAACUGGAACAUAUAUCUCAAUUUAUUCAAAACUCAUCAGCCUCAUGGAUCUAAAUGAUAUUCUUAUGAUGUUUUCAUUUCAUUUGGAACCUACUACUUAUGGUCUAAUAUUCUCGAGUUACAUUACUAGUCUUUUUUCUUCAGCACAUAUUCUUUUUUCCAUAGGCUUUUCUUAUUCAAUGAAUCAAUCAAAAAGGAAUACUUUAAUGUGGGAUUCAUCAAAACAUUUUUGUUUCUUACUAUUCAAGUGUUUUGAUUUAAAGUAGAUCAUUUCAUUAUAAUUGUCAAUACAGAGAAAUGAUGAGAAGAACAAUCAAGUUGCUAGAGAAUUACGCAGACGUGAUAAAAGUAAGUUUAUGUUUAUAUUUUUGAUCAAAUAAUUCCCUUGUUUCUUCGUGAAAUGAUAUUGUUAGUGGUCAUUCAAGGUGUAUAUUGUUUGGAUUUUUGGGAAGAAAAACUAAUAAGUACACGAUUCUAAUAUAUUAUUUGUAGAUUAUCAUUUUAUUUGGUUUGUGUAGCGAUAAGUCUUCAAAAUGAACGCUUGAUUCGAUUUCCUAACUGCUUCUAGUAACUCCAUACUGAACGUACACGGCAACUUAGACACAAAAGAAAAGAUGUGAUGUUCAAAAUCAGAGACUGAUGAUCAGGAUUUAUUUGACUUCCAAAAUAAAUCUAAUUGAUUUAAAAAUACAUCACAUUUUAUAUGAUUUAUUUACAGUUAGAUUAACAGUCAGAUUUCUAUAAAAUAAAUUGAGUUAUAUUUAACGAUAAUAAUUCAAUAAGUUACUGUGUAACUACAUAUUUGCAACAUUAUAUAAUUAUGCAUCUAUAAUCCUUCUUAAGAUAUGAUGAAUACGUGUCACACGAUUGGUAACAAAUCAGUUUGAUAUGUCAUUCCCAUUGAUUUAAGCUAUUACUCGCCAUAUCAUGUAGCCAUCACCAUUUGAAAGAACUCAUAUGUGAUCAUCGAGUUAAGUUAAUUAAAAUCAAUUAGUUAUCGUUACAUUUAAAAGCUUGCUCAUUUGCUAAUGAGGCGGAUUUUUCAUCUUCAGUUCAACGUUCAGCUAGUUUAGAACCUGAAAUCAAGGAUAGAAAACCACUAGAACGUUCAAAAUCACAUCGGAAAGACAGUGAAAGACAACAUCGUCGCCAACACCAUCAUCAUCACCAUCACCAUAGAAAUCAUCGACAGCAACAGUUACAACAACUAUCACAGUCUCAUCAACAAAAUCAACAACAAACUAAACGUAUGUAUCCUGUUGCUCAAAAAGACUGGCUACGAGCAAGAACAUAUUUUAAUGAUAUCAAUCCAUAUAUUAUGGAUGCUAAGAAAAUGGGAAAUCUUGGACGCUAUUUUAACCAUUCAUGCAAUCCAAAUGUAUUUGUUCAAAAUGUAUUCAUUGAUACACAUGAUCCUCGAUUUCCUGAAGUUGCUUUCUUUGCAAAACGGAAUAUAGACGUUGGAGAAGAAAUGACUUGGGACUAUGGAUAUACUGUUGAUGCAGUACCAUUUAAAGUGCUCUACUGUUAUUGUGGUGAACCUAACUGUCGAAUAAGACUCUUGUAAUACAUUGUACAGCUAAAUCAAACUUUGUGUUUUUAUCAUGUAUUCAAAUUAUCAGAGAAUAGGUUUUCCUGAUUAUUUUUGUAUCUAUACAGUUUAUCUAUGUAAACAAUAAAGUUUUAUCU